AUGGCUUUGCUGUUGAGACCUUCAGACUCCUACUCCUAUUGUGAAGGUCUGUUCGUGUUGUUGCUGUUAGGUUUCUUCUGUCUCGGAACUGGAUUAUUUAUUGCUCUGGUACAGCCCUACGACAUACUAUUCAGAUGGAAAAUCAAAUUCCAAGAAGGCGGCGAGAUUUUCGAUAUGUGGAGGAAGCCAGAGGUCGAACUAUACACUCGUGUUUACUUGUUUAAUGUCACCAAUGCUGAAGAGUACAUGGCUGGUACAGACGAUAAACUUAGGCUCAAAGAAGUUGGACCAUUUGUAUAUCGGGAACAUCUCGAGCACAGCGAAAUUAAGUUUAACGAUAAUGGGACGUUAUCCGCAAUACCGAAACACCCGUUAACCUGGGUUGAGGAACUGUCUGAGGGGAAUAAGGAAGACGACAUAUUAUUCCUACCGCAUAUCGCUUUGUUAAGUAUAGCAAACGUUGUCUCCAGCCAAAGUUUCGUGACGCGUUUUGGUUUGAACAAUAUCGUCGGAUUCACUAAUAGCCAGCCACUCGCCCAGAUGACAGCUAAAGAGUUCAUGAUGGGUUAUAAGUCUGAGAUCAUGACUUUGGGCAACACGUUUAUGCCCGGAUGGGUCUAUUUUGAUAAACUCGGCCUUAUUGAUCGGAUGUACGACUUUAAUGGCGAUUUCGAAACCGUAUUCACUGGUGAAACAGAGCUAACACAUUCAGGUCUGAUUGACACCUACCGAGGCUCUACAGACUUGCCGCAAUGGCCUGAGAAACACUGCUCUAACGUGCAAUACGCGUCAGAUGGCACGAAGUUCAAAAGUGCAAUUGGGAAAAAUGAUUCUCUGUUGUUUUAUAGAAAGAGUCUGUGUCGGGCUGCGCCAUUGGUCCCAGUGAAAGAAGGCGAGAAGAAUGGUUUGAAAGGGGUGAUGUACACAUUUCCCGAGCACAUGAUGGACAAUGGGAUACAUAAUGAGGAAAACAAGUGCUUUUGUCGACAUGGUAAAUGUCUACCGGAAGGUUUAUUGGAUGUAUCCGACUGUUACUACGGGUUUCCCAUAGCUUUGUCCUACCCUCACUUUUACAAGGGUGAUGAUGUUUUAUUCACGAAGAUCGAGGGUUUGAAGCCGGAUAAAGAACUGCAUGAAACAAGGUUCUGGAUCCAACCCGACUCCGGUCUUCCGCUCGACGUGAGUGCCAAGUUCCAGAUCAAUAUGCCCUUGGAGGAUAUUAGCAACAUCAGAAAUACAGGCAGAUUCGCCAAUAUCUACUUGCCGCUUCUCUGGUUUGAUAUUAGAAUGUUCCGCCUACCGUCGUCAAUGGAGAUGCGCUUCAAAAUGUACCUAAACAUACUUCCGAUAGUCGAAAAAUCAAUAAUGUACCUUAGUUUUAUUUCUGGUACGAUCCUGAUAUUCGUUACCGUCUACAUCCUAACAUUCAAAAUCAUGUUUAAGUCAUACAAACACAAAAAACAUUGGUCUAAUAAAGACAAAAUGAAAGAUAUCUAUGUGCCCUGUGAAAUGCCUUUAGAAUCAGAUGAUAAUGAAAAAGAAUCAAAGUCUUUUAUUAAAAUACCCUCGGAUAAGUUAAAAGAAUUAGGACAUAAAAUCAGCGAUAAAGUAGGUACAAGAAUUUUUGAUUCCGAACGCAAAAACUCCCUCAUUGUUCCUGAAUGUUCGGAAGUCAAUGAUGCGUAUAGGAGUGAGAGUGAUGGUAGGGAAAGUGAUGAUGAUAGGCGAGAAAGUGAUGAUAACGUAAGAGGUGAUGGCACUUGUAAAUAUCUAGAAAUAAUUGAUGAUGGAAGUGAUUUUGAUUAUGUUUAUACUGAGAGUGAUCGAGCGAAUACAUUGCGGGAGUUGGAUAAGUGA
Pieris macdunnoughi is the source of this 1857-nucleotide messenger RNA. Lineage: Eukaryota; Metazoa; Arthropoda; Insecta; Lepidoptera; Pieridae. The record is from the annotation of a GenBank genome assembly.